GCCAGCCGUCCACGCGCGGGGGAGGAGGUCGCCGGCCGUCCGCGCGCGGGGGACGAGGUCGCCGGCGUCCGCGCACGGGGGAGGAGCUCGCCGCCGGCCGUCCGCGCGCUGGGGACGAGGUCGCCGGAAUCCGCGCACGGGGGAGGAGCUCGCGGACCAUCCGUGUGCCACCGCGACGCCAUCGUCACCUCUCCCCGGCCGGCCAUUGUCACCUCUCCUCUUCGUGCUUCGUUGCUUCGGCCAGCCGCCUCUAGUGAUGGAAGGUGAGAGGCGUGGAAAAGAUGAAAGAGAGAGGGGGAGAGAUGACGAUGACAUGUGGGGCCCACGUGUCGGUGGGUCCCACAUUUUUUUUUGAAUGACAUGUCGGUCCCACAAUUUUUUUAACUCUAAUGCCACGUAAGCGACACGUCGACGACACGUGGGACGAAGAGCGGGUCAACACUGCCACGUAGGCGCCACAUCAGCCAAAACCGCUUCCAAAACCACCAAAGGAUAUAGUUUGCAUCGGUUUUGAUAGUUGGAGGAGUCUAUAUACCUGGUUUUGUGGUUCGAGGAUAUGAAUCAUACUAGUUGAGGGAGUCAAAGUAUAAUUUUUCCUUUUUUUUUCCCACCGGGCCACGGCGCCCAUGGGCCAGGCCCAGGCGAGGCAUCCUAUUCCGUGACGUGGAUAAAUUUCUUUUUCGUCUCCCCUGAUCGCUUCUUUCCCCAUCGAGAGUUCGCCAGAAGGAAGAAACCUAACCCUAAGAUUGCGAUUCGGCGGCAGCGACGAGGCGCGGGCGGAGAUGAGGAGGCCCACCAUAGAAGAGAAACUGGCGACCUACUCCAUGUUCCAGGUUCGUCAGGGAUCCACCGUCCCGAUCACCGCGCGGGAGUGGCUGGACUCUGUGAUGGCUGGAGUUGGCUCGAUCUCUCUGGCGGUGCGGGGUGCUGGCUCGAUCUCGGCGGCGGCAGGAGCGGGAGAUGGGGCUUGCUCGAGCUCAGUGGCGGUGGCGGGGACUGGCUCGAUCUCGGCGGCGGGAGCGGCAGAUGGGCCUUCCUCAAGCUCAGUGGCGGUGGCGGGGACUGGCUUGAUCUCGGCGGCGGGAGCGGCAGAUGGGGCUUGCUCGAGCUCAGUGGCGGUGGCGGGGACUGGCUCGAUCUCGGCGGCGCGAGCGGGAGAUGGGCCUUUCUCGAGCUCAGUGGCGGGGGCGGGGGCUGGCUCCAUCUCGGCGACGGCGGGAGCGGGACAUGGAGCUGGGUCGAGCUCAGUUGCGGCGGCGGGGUCAGGCGAAGCCCCGGCGAGGAGGAAGAGGACGCCUGGGAGAUGGAGGAGGAUCCCUCGCACGCUACCUCAUCCUUGCCUGAGAAAGAGGCCCAUGACAUGGGAGGAGCUUCUCGCGGACAGCUUGGACAUGAGCGAUGAGGUUCACUGCUUCAGAGAGGAGGAUAAGCCCGCUUUCCGCAAGUCCAAGGCGCAGAUGGCCAGGUUCUAUCAGAGGAUGAUCGACAUCGAGAAUAACAAGAUCAAACAAAUCUUCCGACCCCGCGUCCCAUCCGAUACACAACACAAUCUGGAUGGGCUUGACCAAGGUUUCAUGCAUGUUGGCGAGCAACAUUUGACCGCAGAAGAGAUGGAGGCAGAGUUCGCUGGCAAGAAAGUUUCUUCCCAAGCUUGUCACUUUGCCAAUUUAGCAAUUAACCACUACAACAAUAUUGAGGAGAACAUUGUUAAGAUUGAGCUUUGUACUGUUCUUUUAUCAAAUUGUUUUCAUGAGAUCUGUGGGUCCACAUACGCCCAUGUCAACUUUACUGCCAGGGCUGAGGAUGAUGAUCAGGCUAAGAAGAGACUAUACUUUGCAGAGCUCAAGUUGAAUCCGGAUCUUCUGGCAAAGAGGAGGGAACGCUUUGUAGAGUUGAGCCUUGAUCCAAAUAUUGUUGGAUGUGCUGAUGAUAUCGAGCCCAUGUGUGUCGUCUCUAUACACAAUCUUCAGGGUUCUUGUUUUGGUGGAUGCCAUGAGAUCAACAGGAGAAUUGAUUAUGUAAUGAUCAGGAAUCAGGACUACGAGCGUUGUCACGCAUGUAGCGAUCGUAUCAAGCAUCCAUACGGGACAGAAUUUAUUGCAGGGCAUGAUAGUUCCAAGAUUCCGUAUUACACUGCAGGCUGAUGUAAUAAUAAUAUGAUUAGAGCUAUGACUUGGAGUAUUGUUAGAAUUUAGACUCUUUAUUUAUGCUUUGACAUCUAUGUGCGCGAGUGAUCUCUUCUAAUGCGCAAAUAUUACCUGAUGAAGUAGCCAGGAUCUUUAAUGAAGCCUCUAUGGUAUGUCUACUGUAACCAGGAUCAUUAAUGCUCUAUUCAGUUGCUCCCUCUGGGCUAGUAUUAUUAGUGGAUGAAGAAAAUUGUCGUUUGAA
Messenger RNA from Oryza sativa Japonica Group (Japanese rice), 2388 nucleotides. NCBI's taxonomy places the organism in Eukaryota, Viridiplantae, Streptophyta, Magnoliopsida, Poales, Poaceae. The record is from RefSeq and is a predicted model, not a curated record.